Molecule: messenger RNA, 8692 nt
Organism: Cuculus canorus (common cuckoo)
Lineage: Eukaryota; Metazoa; Chordata; Aves; Cuculiformes; Cuculidae
Gene: PEX5L
Product: peroxisomal biogenesis factor 5 like
Exons: 15
Coding region: 100-1905 (601 amino acids)
Biological process (GO): protein import into peroxisome matrix, docking
Cellular component (GO): cytosol; peroxisomal membrane
Molecular function (GO): protein binding
Source: RefSeq, a predicted model, not a curated record
GUAGGUGAAACCUUGAAGAAAAAGUGGCUCUGUCUUCAAAAAAGUGACCUGACCUUUGCUUUGGGGAAAGGCUCUAGGGCGGCAGAUAAGGCUGUUGCCAUGGUGAUGAAGGAGAUUCCGAGGGAGGAGUCUGCAGAAGAAAAGCCCCUCCUUACUAUGACAUCACAGGGGUGCAGAAGCCAAAAGGAAGCAGGAUCAAGUGAAAAACUGGUGAAUGAGCAACAAGAAAGCAGACCCCUUCUGAGCCCCUCCAUUGAUGACUUUCUCUGUGAAACUAAACCUGAAGCUGUUGCAAGGCCUGUAACAUCAAAUACUGCAGUAUUAUCAACAGGUCUGGAUCUCUUGGAUCUCAGUGAACCUGUCUUACAAACCCAAAACAAAGCAAAGAAAUCAGAGAAUCCAUCAAGAAGUGAAGGCUUAAAAGCUUCAACCCACAGAAAGAAGACAGACAAUUCUGACCUUAUCAGUGUGGAUACUGAGCAGAAAGUCCAGGCUGUCAGAGUUUCAGACAAGUCUUCACUAGAUUUAGUUGAUAUUCAGACACAGCUAGAAAAAUGGGAUGAUGUCAAUUUUCAUGGAGACAGGAGUAGCAAGGGUCACCCUUCAACAGAGCGAACAUCAUCAUCUAGAGUUCCAUCAAAAGAGCUUUUAUGGUCCACAGAAAACAGAUCACAGUCUGAGCUGACUAAUGUCAAGAGUGCCUUGGAAUCUGAUUCAGCAUCAGAAUUAGAAAUUGCACCUACAACACAGGCACGAUCAAUGAAAGAGCAGCGUUGGGGAGGGCCUCUUCUCUCCAGAAAUCACUCUUUGGAGGAAGAAUUUGAAAGAGCAAAGGCAGCUGUUGAGUCAGACACAGAGUUUUGGGAUAAAAUGCAAGCAGAAUGGGAAGAAAUGGCUCGCAGAAACUGGAUUUCAGAGAACCAGGAAGCACCAGGGCAAGUCACCAUCUCAACCAUUGAGAAGGGUUAUUAUUUCCAUACUGAGAAUCCCUUCAAAGACUGGCCUGGUGCUUUUGAGGAAGGACUAAAAAAAAUGAAAGAAGGGGACUUGCCAGUUACAAUCUUAUACCUGGAAGCUGCUAUUUUACAAGAACCCAAUGAUGCAGAGGCUUGGCAGUUCCUGGGCAUAACGCAGGCAGAGAAUGAAAACGAGCAAGCAGCCAUUGUCGCCCUCCAAAGGUGCUUGGAACUACAGCCAAACAACUUAAAAGCUCUGAUGGCCCUGGCUGUAAGUUACACUAAUACUGGCCAUCAACAAGAAGCGUAUCAAGCUCUAAGAAACUGGAUAAAGCAAAAUCCAAAAUACAAAUACAUAGUGAAAAGCAAAAAAGGGUCCCCUGCACUUACCAGGCGAAUGUCUAAGACAUCGGAUGAAAGCUCACUACUUGAAGAAGUGAAGGAUUUGUACCUGGAGGCUGCUCACCAGAAUGGUGAUAUGAUAGACCCUGACUUGCAGACGGGACUUGGAGUUCUUUUCCACCUGAAUGGAGAAUUUAACAGAGCAAUAGAUGCAUUUAGUGCCGCUUUGACUGUUCGGCCAGAGGACUAUACAUUAUGGAACCGUCUUGGAGCUACAUUGGCAAAUGGGGAUCGAAGUGAAGAAGCCGUUGAGGCCUACACACGUGCUUUAGAGAUCCAGCCUGGCUUCAUUAGGUCCAGAUACAAUUUAGGGAUAAGUUGCAUAAACCUAGGGGCAUACAGAGAGGCUGUCAGCAAUUUUCUCACUGCUCUCAGUUUGCAAAGAAAGAGCAGGAAUCAACAACAGGUUCCACACCCUGCUCUGUCAGGCAAUAUUUGGGCAGCACUUCGAAUUGCUCUGUCUAUGAUGGACCAGCCAGAACUAUUUCAAGCUGCCAAUGUGGGUGAUCUAGACAUUCUUUUAAGAGCUUUUAAUCUAGAACCAUAAUAAAAAAGUAUCUACAAAUUGAUUCAAUUGUAUUAGGAAACAGCAAACUUUUUUAUUAUUUGUCUCAAAAUGACCACAUUUUCCAAAAGAGCAUGGCAGUAGAUCAAUAGGGAAAUUCUCUCAGACGUUAUUCAAAAAGGAAAAGUUCAAAAGCACAAAAUAAUGUAAAUAAAUUCAAACUCAGAGGACUGAAAUGAGCUGCAGCUAAUCUGACAAAGCCCUGAACUAGAUGAAACAGCCUUUUCUGAAGAAUCUUCAUCCCAUGCAAGCUCUCUCGCUCUCUCUCUCUACAUACACAGCUAUACAAAGAAAAGUAUAUUAAGAACAAACCUAGAUAACCAUUAUUGCACAUUAGAAUGGCAAGCAAUGCAUCUAAGGAACCUGCUUAGUAGCUCAUUGCACUAUGCUGACAUCACUUUGUCAGACAAUGUGGAUUCCCUAUCCUUUAGUUUCUUUGUUGAAAAGUCUUCUCAAGGUCCAUUUUUAACAUAGCUCUGAAAAUAGACACAUGUAACAUGGAUGUAUUUCAUUUUGAAUAUAUUUAUUAGUUGGCAGUCGAGAAAAUUUUUCUUUCAAAGGCACCUUGAUUAAUUCAGGCCCAACUCUGCAGGCUCAUACAGUUGUAAACCAUGUGCAAUGUUAAGAGCAACAUUGUACAUGGAGGUCUAUAGGAUUAGGCCAUGUACAUAUGGGAAGGCCAAGUGUUGCCAGCAGAAGUGGUAAUUUGCACUAAAAUUGUUGCUGUUUAAACCAGCUAUCCCUGACCUUGAACAGAGUAUGUCUGCUUCAAAGGAGCUCAUAGCAGGAUCUGCACCUAUCUAUGUACUUACGCACUUUAUUCUUUCUUUUUGUAAAAUAGUGCUAUGCUUGUAUUUUAGUUACUAACAACAGAAUGUACAGGAUAGCCUCGUUGGCAUAAAGGACCAAAUAUCAUUUCCUGAGAUGUGGUGAGAGGGUUUUCAAUAUUCUUAUGUUUGAGAAAUACAAAUACAGUAUAGACUGCAAUAUUUAUUAGAAAGAUUAUUCUAUUAUGCAUCCAUCAGGUACUACACAUGUACAUGCAUGUGCAUGCACAUACAUGUUGUAUGUGAAUUAUGUCAUUGCAGAACACAAUAAGCCACAGAUCUGUAUUGCAAAUAAAGAAAAGCCUUCAAAGGAAUUAAUGCUUGCAGACCAUGCUCAAGGGAAAGCACUCCCUGAAAAAGUGGGUCUAUAUAAUGCUUGUAGGAUUGGGGCUAAGAUUUGAUCCUGCGUUACAGCAAGCAGUGGCAAAAGACUCAGUAACCUCCAUGCAGAAGACUAAAUCCUUAGAUAACAUCAGUAUUUGCAGCUACUUAAUUAUGUAUGUAUAUACACACCAUCUUAAUUACCCCUUGCUGGAUGAGUGGGGAACAGUACUGGGGGCAGCACACCGACACAUGCUGAAUGGAUUGAUUUGACUACAGUCAAACACAUUUAAUUCAAGGUGAAUGUACCAGUAAAGACAGGAAUAGAAAUUUUUAGGGAGGUAACUUUCAAGUUGUUGAUAUUUUUACAUAUUUUUCCUUAAUAGUGAAAGACAAAAAGUGUAAUUAGAUGGCUACUGUGUUCAUCUGUGCUCAGGAAUUCAAUGUGCAGGGUAGCAAAUGGAAUGUGUUAAAGUGGGACAAAUAGCACAUUUCCUAUAAACUGCAUUAAAAGAAAAAUCCAGUUCAACCAGCUGGAUUGAAAAAAACCCAACCGUGCAGAUCACAAAGAAAGAAGCUCUGUGGGAAUUUGACAGUUUCGCCAGUACUAACCUAAGGUUUCUUGCAGCUGUCUUGUUAUUUUGAGCAACCAUUUAAAGGAAAAUUCCAUAUAAGACAGCAUAAUAACUGCAUCUAGUCACCAACUACAGUUUGUUAAAUUAAAAUAAUCAAUUCUCAUUAAAAGAUAAAAGGCUCACCCCUCAUUCUCUCCCACAGAACAGAGAUGCUGAAAUAGCUACAGGAUUUUUUUUUCAUAGUGCUUUAUUAAUUUAUUGUUUACAUAUAUUCCUAUCCAUCUAUCAAACAUUUAGCACUUGAUUCCUGUAACUUCUUUAAGGACUAGUUAUCAAGGACUGACUGGGAAUGUCACUUUUGCUAAGUGGGCUGCUGUAUGCAUAUCUGCUGACAACAGUUUGCUCUUUUGCUUUGCCAGCGAUGUGUGAUGACAGCUCUUUAUUGAUAAGGCAGAGCAGAAGGUGCAGUGCUAUUGAAUCUGGAAAGCGAUAGAAGAGAAGGGAGGCAGCUUUGAGAAGAGGCUGUAAAGCAAAGGCAUAUGUGCUUAGAUUUUGCCUGAUGCCCUGCCAUCACACAAGUUCUUCUGAAUAUCCUUGGUGCUGUGGUCUAGGAUAAUCAGUGCUCAUCCAGAGGAAUUAGCUGCUCAACUUCUUAAGAGUCAUAAUUAUAAGGGUCAUUUGAUACUGAUAGCAGUUCACUAAACCUCUUUUCCACUAGCAAGUGGACAAGUAGCUAUUCCGUUAGGAAAACCUAAUGCAACCCCUAGCCUUCCCAAGAAGAACAUACAAAGUAGGUAGCUUUGAUUUAUCCUGGGAUGCACAGCUCAGAACUGCACUCAUCUGCUGAUCUAUGCCCACACCCACGCCACUGGGACAAGGGAAGUGUUUUGUGUAAACCUAGAGACAAAUCACCAGGGCUGAACACUGCCUCCCCAAGGGGAGACUCAGGCCCACAGCGCAUCACAAGCACUGCAGGUCUGUGGGACGGGGCACAGGCUGCAAAGCCUAUCCAAAGAGAUUGUGCUCGCUCUCGGAGGUUAUCCCUACUGUUCCCUCCUGUUUUAGAUAGCCUAUGGCCAGUGAACCACUUACUGCUGACCAAGACACUGAGUGAAGGCAAAGUCUAAAGCAGACGGACUUACAGGGGAUGGUAACAUGUUUCCUCACACCAGACACCAGUUCUCGCCCUGUCUGUGUGGUAGAGUGGCCAGUACUGAGCUCACCUCACUCUUAACAGGUCAGGCUCAGUGGCUCUCACUAUUGUUGGGGAAUUCUUCAACAUCCUGGGCUUUACCGUCCCUUAGACCCACUGCCAAGCACUGUCAGUACAGAAGACAGGAUUAGAUACAGUUUUUAUCCCUCCUCUUCAUGAUACUUCUUAAAUAUUCAGUAGCAAGCGUGUAUAUUUGCCUGAAACAGCAAGAGAAUGUGUGAGCAGGCUGCAGCAUAAUUACACCCUGAAAAGGAAAUUCAUGUACUCAUACUUCUAACCAAGCAUGAGGUAGGAUAAAUAAGGCAGCGGCUGAACAGGAGCAGAUUGAGCCUGAGAGUGAGAGACAGGAAAUCUGGGUCCCAUUCUCAGCCCUCCCUCUGAGCUCGACCAAGUCAAAACCUCCUGUCAUGCCUGCCUUGCCCAGGUGUGCAGGGAUGGGAGACAGGCACAAAACAGCCGCUGGCUGUGACAGCAAAACACUGGAGCAGGGGUGUGCUGCUGCCUCAGGGACUGCAGAGGUGAGAACACCACUUGUGUAAACCGAAAGGUAACACACAAACGCAAGAUUUGUCUAAGUCAGGAAGCAAUUUGCAUAGAGAUUAUCAAUUUCAGCAGAGAAGAGACUCAGACAUUUCAGGAUUACAACUGCACAGCAUCUAUGGGGUGAUGCCAAAUUAGAGUGUUACAAUGGUUUAUCAUCAUGUCCCACCUGUUUCCCCUCUUUCUUCAGAGGCGAUUUAUCACUGCCAGGUAAUCGAUUCCAAGUUUUUUAGUAUUUCUUCUAUUUUAUAUUUCAUGUAAUUAAAAAACAAUACUUUCCUUACCCCAGCUCGUGACUGUCCCUCUCCUCUGCAAAGCUUUAUGAAUAUUUAUAACCUGUAAGUCUGAUCCAUCAAGCUGCUGAGCACUCAAAGUCUGUAGUCUUCAUAGGAGUGCUCAACACUCUGGGUGAUUAGGUCAUGUGCGUGUAUUCAGUUACCAGAGGAGAGGUGGCCUCUGACACCACUGCACAUGCUAAGCAGGCGCUGAAAUCAAAGUGAUUAUUUAUGGAGCGAGGAUUUGCGGUGAAGGCAAUAGGCUCAUUUCUUGCUGAUCUCUCUAAACUGUAAUGACUCUAGAAACCUUGCUGCAAUAGACUGGUUUAUACCAGUAUAAAGAAUUGAUUUGACCUUUAGGUAAACACAUAAGCAUACCUGUAUCUAAUGGUAUUUUCUUAUGAUCCGAUAAAUCACAGCACUUGUAAAAAAACUGAGAGGGAGGUUCAAAUGACACAAAACCUCACAUGACAAUAUUGCAUGCAACUACAUUAGCGAAUAAUCUCAAUGAAAUAUUAACACAAAGCAUGCAGUUAUGCUACUUGAGUAUAUGUUUACAGAAUGCAUGCAGAAGGCCCACACAUAGGGUAUUUUUAAACUAUUGAUUGGUAUCUUUUAUGGGCUAUUUCAAAAGUACUUUGCAUCUGCCAAACUCAAAACACUUGUUCAUAUUAUUUGGAACAGCUUAGACCAAAAACGGAGCCCUUUUUAAAGAAAUUUCCUUAGAAAUACUUUUGUUUCGCACAUUUCACGUUUGUUUCAAGUGUUUAAUAACAGACAUCUGGACUAACAACAUUUGCACGCAUUUUAGUAUACUCUGAAGAAUUAGAAAGCUAAGCACGUGCAGCUUUCACAGAGACACUUGUUGUCUAGAUCUUCACAUUUUCUUUUUUAGUCAAAACUAGAUCGCACCAAAUUGUGCAAGAGAAAAAGAUUCCCAGAACCAGUGAAACAACUAUUGUCUCAGUCUACACUGACUUACCAGAGGCCAGGCUUUUCAGACUUGCUCACCAGCUCUGAAGGCAGCUCAGUUCCUGACUGUCCUGUUUGAAAUAUGUAGAUGUAAAACUCUGCAGCAUCUGCUGCAUCCACUGAUUUCAGCUGCAGACACUUAAAUCAGCUGAAAGCUCAGAACAUCAAGUUAAUCAUGAAGAGCUAAUGAGCCAAUUCAGAAAACUUGAGCCUGUUUGUCAAAUGAAAAUAAGAACCCCGAUACCACCAGCAGAUCAGCUGGGUGAUCCUAUGAACAUCUGUAGAGCACGGGCCUCCACAAGAGUCACCGCGACAGAAAUAAUAACUGAUAACACUAUGGGAAGCUACAGAGGCAAAGCCUGAGGCCUAGAUGAUUGCCUGCUGGAGCCAGGAAUGAAACAUAAACGGUUGUAGAUCCCUCUCACCCAAACAUGCAUCUGCAAAAUGAGACAUAGUAGUUAUUUCGCAUGAAUAACUUUGCACAGUUGAAAAACUGAGAUUUCUGAUUGCCAGUGUCGUCUGCUUAGCAGUCUGUACAGUAAAUUUAUGUAAUUAAUGUCUAUAAAAUACCCAGUAUCCAUAGAUAAAAAGUAAUAGACAAAAUGCACUGCACGUUGUGAAAAUAAUGGUGGGUAUGCAAUGCAGUAUUAUCUAUUAUUCAAACCUCAUCUAGGCUAGAAAUCAGAUUCCUUCAUUAUAGUUCUACAUUUUUGGACUGGUGAAAUAAAUCAGAGGAAAGGAGUGCCAGGCAUGAAGAGACAACUGACAGUUUGAACAAACCUAGGCAAAAUGAAAAACAAGCAUAUCAAAGAAUCCACAGAAAGUUUCAGACCCUCAGCCCACAAAGCAAUAGGUCAGAAUAGACAGAAGGAAUCUAAAGUUCUCUAAAAUCAGCUGUAACUUUACAAAUGCUUGCACACGCGACAGCCCAUUGAGCAAGCUUGCAUGGUCAAGACUUAAUGUGCUUUGAUCUUUCUUCCCCUUCCACAUUUACAGAACGCCAUCGACACUGGCUAAAACCUUAAUUUGAAUAGCCUUUUUAAUAUCAGUAGUCUACUGUAAAUUCAGAAAAAUCAAAACAUUUAUAAAUAUAUUUUAUAUAUCAGAGUAUAACAUAUCUAGAGUAAAAUAAAACUAUAUUGUUUUGAGAGGCAUUCUGUGCGGUUUCUUCUAUAUGCUGUAAACUGUUUGAAAACCUUUGCAAUCCACCAUCAGCUUUUUUGGCUUUAUUUUUAAGCCAACAUACAAGAAAGAUUAUAGGGUUGGCAGAUACUUUCGCCUGGGCCAUCUGCAGAGCCCUGCUGCUGCAAAGACUUACAUUGCUCACUUAACUUUUUGCGUCGAUAGUUAAGUGUAGGUGCAAGGCUUAGCAGUGAGGUGGGUGCUGGAUGCGGAGGUGGGAGUGCAGCCCUACACUUGAAUGUUUACAUUCUGUUGCGAAGGUUCAUAUCGACCCAGAUUGAGAAUCUGAGUCAAUAAGUACAUACGGAGUAAAAGAAUAGUUUCUUACUACAGGUAACUUUGCCUCUGUAUACCUAGUGCAUUAUCAGCUGUGUAUAAUACUAAACACAGACCUGUAAUUUACUGAUGCUUUAAUUUGAUGUUUCCUUGCACUGCUCUUUCAAACUAUCUAUUUCCUCAAAAAUGAAUGAUGUGCAUAUUCGAUGUGUUCAAUUUAUCAAGGUCAUAGAUUACUAUUUGCAGAGCACCACAUUUAUUGUAGUAUUUUUGUACUGUAACGGAAGCAUGCCUUCCUUGGGUUCUUUUCCACAUAUUAAAUUGUAUUUAUUUACCUGUAUUUAUAACUGUGCAAUUUUUAAAUAUGUUUUAAAAAUAAAAAUUUGUCUGUGGCUUCAAAUCUUUAAAAAUCUCUUUUCGAUUUGAAAGCGGUCUGGACUAUAAUUACUUCAACUGAAAGGAGAGAUCUACUUCUCCAAGUGAAAUAAAGUUGGGUUUUUUUAAUGAGAUCUUCUAUCCUACUGUUUACGAUGUUAACAUGUUUCUUUGCUUAAAAAUGAAUCCCAGAAGGCCUUUUUUCAUUACUAA